This is a messenger RNA of Manduca sexta (tobacco hornworm), 828 nucleotides long. Its product is annotated as cuticle protein-like. The transcript has 2 exons. The record is from RefSeq and is a predicted model, not a curated record. NCBI's taxonomy places the organism in Eukaryota, Metazoa, Arthropoda, Insecta, Lepidoptera, Sphingidae. Gene Ontology annotation, cellular component: extracellular matrix. The coding region runs from base 99 to 764 and encodes 221 amino acids.
UGUGUGUGUGUGUGUUGUGCACGAGACCGCGUCCCGAUAUAUAAGCACAGGGCUAUCUCUCACCGGCACAUUGACUCACUACAACCAAACACUUCAACAUGGUCGCUAAAUUCGCAGUCUUCGCAUGCCUGGUGGCUGCUGCCGCCGCUGUUGCCGUACCGGUCCUGCCGGUGGCUAAAGUAGCAUAUGCUGAAGCCGAGGCCCCCGCCCACUACGACUUCGAGUACUCCGUCCACGAUGGCCACACCGGAGACGUAAAGCAACAAAAAGAAUCCCGUGCCGGCGAUGCUGUCCAUGGUUCAUACUCGCUCGUCCAGCCUGACGGUGUUCACCGCAUCGUUGAGUACAGUUCUGACAAUGAACACGGAUUCAACGCGAUCGUUCGCUACGAAGGCACCCCUGUUGCUGCCCCCGCCAAGAUCGCCUACGCCGCUGCUCCCGUUGCCAAAGUUGCCUACGCCGCCGCUCCAGUCGCCAACUACGCCUACGCCGCCGCCCCCGUAGCCAAGGUCGCCUACGCUGCCGCUCCUGUCGCUAAGGUCGCCUACGCUGCCCCUGUCGCCAAGGUUGCCUACGCUCCUGCUCCUGUCAGCUACGCCGCCGCUCCAGUCGCCAAGAUCGCAUACGCCCCAGCUUCCUAUUCCUACGCCGCCGCCCCCGUCGCCAAAGUUGCAUAUGCUGCUGCACCCAUCGCCAAAGUAGCAUACGCAGCCCCUCUUGGCCACGUCACCUUCUCCUCUCCCGCCGUCUCAUACCACCACUAAAUUAUAAAUACCAUUGUUACUUAAAAUUCUAUUUAUUCUGUUAAAUACAAAGUAGUGAAUUUUA